Messenger RNA from Sinocyclocheilus rhinocerous, 1974 nucleotides. It is a transcript of the gene phyhiplb, whose product is annotated as phytanoyl-CoA 2-hydroxylase interacting protein-like b. Bases 163 to 1299 code for a protein of 378 amino acids. The record is from RefSeq and is a predicted model, not a curated record. Gene Ontology annotation, molecular function: protein binding. Lineage: Eukaryota; Metazoa; Chordata; Actinopteri; Cypriniformes; Cyprinidae. Gene Ontology annotation, cellular component: cytoplasm. The transcript is spliced from 5 exons.
CUCUGAUGGAGCGGCCGUGACGAGGUGCUGACGUGGCUCUCAUCAGCAGCACACUGUGGAAACCCGUGGGAGACAGAGAGAGCACGGAGUGAAGAUCUGUCCAGCGGCACUGCAGUCACUCUCACUAGCGGAAUAGCGGAAUAGCGUUCAUUUAGAGGCUCAAUGAUGGAGGUUCCACGCGUGGGACACAGUGUCAGCAGCCCCACGAGCCCGUGCGAGGACAUGAUGAAGAAUCUCAGUCUGGACGCCAUCCAGCUUUGUGAGAGAGAAGGAAAUAAGUCCCUGGACAGCGGCAUUGCAGAGAUGGAGGAACUUCCUGUUCCCCAGAACAUCAAAAUCAGCAACAUCACAUGCGACUCCUUUAAGAUCUGCUGGGACAUGGACUCCAGGUCAAAGGAACGCAUCACACACUACUUCAUCGACCUCAACAAGAAAGAAAACAAGAAUGCCAACAAGUUCAAACACAAGGACGUCCCCACUAAACUGGUAGCAAAAGCAGUCCCUUUGCCCAUGACAGUGCGAGGCCACUGGUUCCUGAGUCCACGCACCGAAUACACUGUUGCCGUUCAGACCGCGUCCAAACAGGGUGAUGGCGACUACGCCGUGUCGGAAUGGAGCGAGAUCAUUGAAUUCUGUACAGGCGAUUAUUCCACUGUUCAUCUCACACAGUUGCUGGAGAAAGCAGAGGUCAUCGCUGGCAGAAUGCUGCGGUUCUCAGUCUUUUAUCGAAACCAACACAAAGAAUACUUUGACCAUGCAAGGGAAGCCCAAAACAACAAGAUGCUGCUGUCAGUGAAGGACAACAGCGGCAGCCACGGUUCGCCCAUCAGCGGGAAGCUCGAGGGCAUCUUCUUCAGCAGCAACACCGAGUUCAACACGGGCAAACCCCCACAGGACUCACCGUACGGCCGUUACCGCUUCCAGCUGCCAGCCGAGGAGCUCUUCAGUCCCAAGACAAACCUGUAUUUCGCCGACUUCUACUGCAUGUACACGGCCUAUCACUACGUCAUUCUGGUGAUCGCACCGAAGGGCUCGUCUGGAGAUGAGUUCUGCAAGCAGCGCCUACCAGCGCUGGAUAUCGCCAACAACCGCUUUAUGACGUGCUCGGAGGAUGAAGACGGCCGGCUGGUGUUCCACCAUGCACAGGACCUUAUCCUGGAGGUCAUCUACACCGACCCCGUGGAUCUGAGCCUGGGCACGGUAGCUGAGAUCAGCGGCCACCAGCUCAUGAGCCAGUCCACAGUCAACGCCAAGAAGGAUCCCAGCUGCAAGACCUGCAACAUCAGCGUGGGACGCUAACCUACGAAUCGGAACCCUUCUGCUGCCUUGAACAGCACAGAAAAUCGCCUUCUCCUUUAGCCGUCCUCCUUACCCAUUAUCGAACUUAUCCAUAAUUCCUUCUGGUGUCCGCAGCAUGUGUCUCACAGCUUUUGACAAAAUGCUCUUUAUCGUUUACUAGCUUAUGGAUCUCGACCCGGGGUUGGGUUAGAUAUGUCGUGGUGUUGGGAUGUUGACUUAAUCACCCCUGUCAAUCAAACUGCUUCUUUAAUCCUAUUGGCUGUCAGACCUUCCUGUUAGAACGCGGCAUUGUAACAGUUUACCAAAGUUUACACAAAUUUAACACUAAAUGCUCAUCAAGUCGCUGAAGUCGGUGAAUCGAGACAACCGUUCUUAUAAGGCAUUAUGAAUGUGAUGAUAUCUCAAAAAAUAUGUGAUUGGACGUAUCUGUAGCAUGACUGCAAACAUUUUUGGAAACGUUGACAUUAGCAUAACUGUUCUUCAGCAGUGUUUCAUGUUAUCUAUUCCAACCCAUCCAGUAUACUGAUUUAACAUAUAAUAAAUGUGAUACGACAUGUAGAUAGAAAAAUAUUUAUUUUUUAACUGGUGAAUAGAAAAUGGACAGAACCAGAAGUAGUGAUGGAAAAGAAAAGGUUCACGAUAAAGCAAAAAUAUAUAGAUACAUAAAUAUAUAUA